AGCCACUCUGGGCUCAAAACCGGUGACAGUUGCUCGUCCGAGUACGCCAGCGCUGGGUCCAAUGCCAUGGCGCAUUUCGCCAUUCUUCUAAGUUUGGCCGUGUGUGCCACAGAUGCACUCGACCUGCCGGAUCUACCAGGAUUCCUGGAGAAUCUGGGAGACGCGAUUGUAGAGAGUGCAAAGGAUGUAUAUAGUGGCAAGUUCACGUGGAAUUACACGUGGCACGACAGCACAGUGCAGGCCCCAUCCCAGUUCCUGCCGCUUGUGGAUCAGAUUAGAGAGAUGCCAGAGGCAACUCGAGAUGAAAGAAACCAUUGGUUCGGUUCUUGUUUUCUUGUUUGUUUCGUUGUCGUUGCUUUUUGUGGAACCAUAAUCGUGACUCUUGCGCCCAUGGUGAAGGGACACGCACCACAAUCUUACAUCCGGGUCGGCAGUAUCCAGAGAGGGGAAGCGGCCUCCGAGCCCGAAGUCAUCUCUGAGCCCUCCCAGUCGUUGAGCAAGUUGUGUCAGACAGUGCUGGUCGUUCUGAGCUUCGGAGGCACCUUCCUGGCAAGUCUCACUGCGUGCGUUUGGAGCCUCCAGACGGGCCGACUGUCCAAAACCGUUGGACUCGAUUGGGAGGUUUACCUCCUGCUGUUUGCUCUUGUUUCUUUCUGGUUGCUGGUUCAAGCAGUUUUUGCUGUUAGAAUGUUAAAGCCCGGAGAGAAAUUCAAGCUUUCAACAUUUGUGGUGGCGUGUCUAACAUCGUUGACACCAUUUGUGUCUGACUAUUUUGACACUUUGAAAGAUGCCAUUUUCGGAGCACUGUGUGUCCAAUCGCAACACCUGGGAAUUCAGAUACUCGGUUGGCUUUGUUGGGUAUACCUCCUGGCCAUUCACAUAUUUUUUGUGCGCCGACCGACAUGCUUUGCCGAAUUGUCUUCCACAUAUUUGUCGGUUCUAUUGGCCUCUCCGGCUUCCCAGGAGGAAUCUGGAGGAGGAGGUUGUUUGCAAGAGCUACUCUUGCUUCUAUACAAACAGUUGACCAGCACCAAGCGGGAAAUGCUGUUGAUUGAAAAUGUGCCUCAGGCCGUUUUCUCCAUAGCAUUCCUGUACUUUGAAGGUGGGUCAACCUUUGUCACAAUUGUGAGUCUAGGCGUGCCAAUUGUGCAGAUCGUCCUCACGCUUCUGCUCACCAAUCCCGUGCGACGAUGCGUGGCUACUGCACUUGGCAAGAAGAUCAACGAAGCUUUGAUACGCGGGAACUAUGUCAUGUCUUGGCAGAUAUGGUGUGAGGCCGAGUUCGAAGAGAACUUGGAUCUCCUCCGGGAAGCAUUGGAGGAGAUGGGCAUCGUGCGUGACCUUCUUGAGAUUGAGGAUGCCAAGAUGCUGGACAACGAGUCGAUGAAACAGAAGCUUCCUUGGAUCAGGGCUAUCGCCAACCAGUCCACAGAGGACAUCAAGCCUGUGCUAGAAGAAUGUUCCGGGGCCUUCAGCUUGGACCAACACCGUGGCAGCGAUGUCAAGGAGCUGCAAACAAAGAAGGAAUCGGAACUUAAUUUGGGAGUGAUGCAGAUUGGCGAUGCUUUGGCGCAGGCACUGGCCGAAGCGCUCAAGGUGAACAACACUGUUGAAAGGAUUAAUCUCGAACAGAACAACAUCGGUCCCGCGGGCGCAGAGGCACUGGCCGAAGCGCUCAAGGUGAACAACAGUGUUCGAAAGAUUUAUCUCCGGAGCAACAACAUCGGUCCCGCGGGCGCAGAGGCACUGGCCGAAGCGCUCAAGGUGAACAACACUGUUAAUGUGAUUAAUCUCGAACAGAACAACAUCGGUCCCGCGGGCGCAGAGGUGCCCUGCUGGGGGCCGGAGCGGGCGGAUCUCCGUGGAACUUCUCCCCCAGUCCUCCUCCGAGCCUCGCAGGCACUGGCCGAAGCGCUCAAGGUGAACAACACUGUUAAUGCGAUUUAUCUCCGGAGCAACAACAUCGGUCCCGCGGGCGCAGAGGCGCUAAGGCUAAGAGAAGUGGCAAGGAUGAAGAGAGAACGUGGAGAGACGUUCGAUUUGCACUUGUGACAUCAAGACUUGCUUUGCGGUGGCAUGGGUGUCCGGAUAGUGCCAGACGGCGGGAGCAGACGUGCCGCUGGCAUCAAGGCCAGCGUGAGGAAGAUCAGAAAUGAUUUUGUAAGAACUGGACGACUUUAGCUGCCCACGGUUGAUCUCAGAGGUCACAGGAAACCAUC
Durusdinium trenchii is the source of this 2219-nucleotide messenger RNA. NCBI's taxonomy places the organism in Eukaryota, Dinophyceae, Suessiales, Symbiodiniaceae. The record is from the annotation of a GenBank genome assembly.